AUGAAGCCUAAAGCGCCUGUACCUAAAAUGCCUGACCAAAAAUCUGCCCCUAAAAUACCCGAACAAAAAUCUGCAGCACCAAGUAAAUCUUUAAAGCUGAAGAAAAAUGAUGUCUCCUCAAAUAAACUUCAUCCAAGCUUAUCUUCCAAUGAAGAAAUACCAAAAAAAGAAUCCCAGCCUUUACUCAAAGAAAUUCAAAACCUUAAAAUAGAGAACGGGAGACUUUCAGAAUUAUUAGCAAAAACCCAAGAAGAAUUAAAAGACAAAGAUGAAUUUAUGAACGUCAUUAACUCUGUACCCGAAGUUAGACACGAUGAAAGACGAUAUUUGCUUUACAGAGCAAAAAUAAAAAAGCAAGAAAGAAUGGUAAAAAUUAUUUAGAUAAAUCAUUUACAGAACGCUCUUGAAGCGCACAAACGAGUUUAUUUUGAGACUGAUAAUUGAAUAGCCAGUGUGAGUCAAUUGUCUGAGAAUUCAGAAAAUGCAGUUGCAUCAAUGUCAGCUAUUAAUGGAAUAAUGAAAAUUGCUAGAGCUAAGCUAAAAGAGGCUGAGCAUUAUAGUAAAAUUGCUUAUACACAGCUUAUUAAUAAUUUAAGGUCAGAAGAAGUUUCUCAAUAUGAAAUACAAGGAGCUCUUGAUUGAAGACCGAAAAUAAAGCUAAAUGGGAACGAUAUUUUGGACGCAGAGAUGAAGAUCGGAGAACUUUUAAAUGCAAUACUAUCUUCAGACAAUUCAGUGCUUGAAACCCUUGCGAGAGAAUCAUGCACAAAAUUAAUAAAAUUAGGAACGAAACUCCCCAGUAUAGAGAAAACUGAAGAAGAUUAUCUGUCAAAAGAUUCACAAGAAAUGAUUUUGAUGCAAGUAAAAGCUGCAGGUAAAAAUUAUAGGAGUUUUUUCUAUAUGGCCCGAUAAGGGUCGUGGGUUCUCCGGGGAAUCCCUCUGCUGGCUGAACCAGCCAGUGAAUUGGUCAAAUCAACGCACUGAGUUGGUUUGACCAACAGAGGGAUUCCACGGAGAACCCACGGCCCUUAUCGGGCCAUAUAGAAAAAACUCCUAUAUAUGAAAGCGGUGAUUUCAAAGAUGCAGGAGGAGAGAAGCAGCCUGAAAAUGGAAAAAGAGAUGAUUUUGAAAGAAAUAGAGAAUAAAAACGAAAUAAUUGAAAAAAUGGCAAAUGAUCUGGAGUUUGUGAAAAACGAGUAUGAAAAGAAAAGUAGGGCAUUUUAUGGCAAUUUAGAAUGCAAUCUUGUUGAGCCUUGAAAUGAUAUAUGGAGUGUAUAUGAAAAUAUUGAAAAUGCAAGCUCAUCAAUUCAGCUAUGCUCAGUUUUUAAGAUGCUUGGUCCAAAAAUUAAUGAUUUUAUUAUAAAAAUAAGCCAAUAA
This is a messenger RNA of Blepharisma stoltei, 1377 nucleotides long. Lineage: Eukaryota; Ciliophora; Heterotrichea; Heterotrichida; Blepharismidae. The record is from the annotation of a GenBank genome assembly.